UAUUUCAUUGUCUGGUGGCUUUCGGAUGUGACUUAUGUACUUUGCCAAGAUGGGCCAAGGAUGCUACAUUGCCGUAGUUCUGUUUAUCGUUGUUUUAGGCACAACUCAGUUUGGCACAGCACAGAAAUGCUAUCAAGACGAUGGAAGACCUUCUUGGUGCAUGCCUGAAUUGAUCAAUGCAGCGUUUGAGAAAGACAUUUAUGCAAACAAUACUUGUGGAGUGAAAAAGGCCAGUCAUUAUUGUGUUCACAGUGGUCACAUUGGACUUCAGAGGACCUGUGAGAUCUGCGAUAGUCGUAACAAAACUCUCGAACAUCCAGCUCGAUAUAUGAAUGACAUUGUUCAAGAAAUUGUUACCUGGUGGCAAAGUGACACACUUUUUGACAACAAGUACCCUGUUAGGAUUAUUCUAGACCUAGGCAAAACUUUUGAUAUAACAUUUGUUUGGAUAACUUUUCACUCUGCAAGACCCGAGUCUUUUGCCAUUUACAAGAAGAGCAGUACUGCCAAGGAUGACAAAUGGAUACCAUUUCAGUAUUAUUCACAAUCCUGUAUGAAAAAUUACAGAGUUUCCCCUUAUCAAUUUAUAACAAGAAGAAACCAAAAGGUCGCCUUGUGUUCAGAAAAGUACAGUAGAAUUUUACCCCUCAGUUGGGGAACUGUGGCGUUUUCAACCCUUGAAAAACGGCCUGAACGCUUUGGUUUUGAUAGAAGCCCUGCUCUACAGGAAUGGGUCACCGUUGCCUCCUUGCGAAUCGAUUUAGACAGACUGAAUACUUUCGGAGACGAAGUAUUCGGAGACCCUGAUGUGCUGCGCAGUUACUACUUCGCAAUUUCCAACCUGAUGGUUGGUGGUCGAUGCAAGUGCAAUGGCCAUGCAUCCGAAUGUUUACAUCUAGGAAAGGAAAAGCCAAGGCUCAAAUGCAAAUGCGACCAUAAUACUGACGGUGAUGAUUGCGAGAAGUGCCUUCCUCUGUACAAUGAUACUCCUUGGAAGAGAGCAACGCGAUACUCGGCUAAUCCAUGCUCACCUUGCAAUUGCAAUGGCUUGGCACAGUCUUGUGUAUUUGACUUGGAUUUGUACAAAUCAACUGGCCGUGGGGGGAGGUGUAUUAACUGCAACAACAACACUGAUGGAGUCAACUGUGAAAAGUGCAAACUAUAUCACUACAGAAAGUUUACAAACGAGGCAUGCAAACCAUGCAACUGUGACCCCGUCGGCUCCAAGCGUGCUCAGUGUAAUUCUGAUGGACAAUGUGCCUGUAAUCCGGGGGUUUUCGGGAAAAAGUGUGAUGCGUGCCGACCAGGAUAUUAGAGUGUUUAUGAUUCUGGACGCGCCACAUGAAGACGCGCCUGGGGGGUCUAGAAACAAGCGCGGUCGCGACAUCCCCCUUUACAGCAAGAGCGUCUUCACCCAAAGUGAACGUGAAAAAUAGGAAAUCGACGUCCUGUUUUAUCGAAGAGAACUUUGCUAAUAAACGACAACCGAAAAAAUGGCCUAUGAUCGAGGAAAUGCCGAACAGAGAAACCAGACGUUCGUAGCUCUAAAACAUUUAAUACAAUAACUAGAUACAUUUAAACUAUGUGAUAUAGUUUUUGUUCUUUAUUAAAGCCUGUAUGUUAUUUUCUGGGAGACACUGCAGUAAAUAUUCUUGAAGCUAAUAUAGAAACAUUCUUAGUAUGAAUGCAAUAUCAAUGCCCACAGUGAUAGCUUUUUGGAAUUCAAAUGAAAACCAUGUUACUACAUUUCAAAUGUGUAUUUAGUUCACAUUUAUUAUUUCAUUGUUCAAGUAUGGAUAUUGAAAUGGUAAAUUUCUAACAAUUUGUUACUAAUUCAUAGCCUCUAGGAUUAUUAUUUUGAUAAGGUCUAGGUUUUCGAAUUAGCAGAUGCUUUCUUCUUUUGUAAUUUGAUUUUUAUUCAACUAUAUUUUUAGUUCUUUAAAGGUUGUAUCUAGUAGAAUUAAAAAAUGAUUGAACUGAUUUGAACUGAGUUAAAUUUUGAACAGUUUCGUUUUUUCACAUCUCCUUUUUAUAUCUAAACUUCACCAAAAAUUUGUAUGCAGUUUGGGAAGUUAUUAUCUUUUUUAUUCCUGUUUGAU
Molecule: messenger RNA, 2099 nt
Organism: Rhopilema esculentum
Lineage: Eukaryota; Metazoa; Cnidaria; Scyphozoa; Rhizostomeae; Rhizostomatidae
Source: RefSeq, a predicted model, not a curated record